UGAAUUUAUAUGAUUAUAUUAACUUUAUGGAUGUUUGACACUAUCUUUGUAACAUACAGCAAGAGAUAAUCUUGUUUUUCUACAACAGUGGUUCACAAAAUUUUCACAUUACAAAAAUAAUGAGUUCUUCAUCACAGGGGAGAGCUAUACAGGUCACUUUGCACCCCAACUUGCAGCACUCAUUUUACAAACCAAAACCAACAUUAAUUUAAAAGGAAUAGCCAUAGGUAACCCCCUCCUAGAGUUUAACACAGAUUACAACUCUAGGGGGCAAUUUUUGUGGUCACAUGGGUUGAUAACAUAUUCAACCUAUGAGUUAGUCACAAAAGUUUGCAACUAUUCCCGAAUUACAAGGGAAUAUAGAAGUGGGACAGUUAAUUCCAGCUGUGUAGAAGUUAUUGAUCGAUUGAAUCGGGAGGUUGGUGACUUCAUCGAUGAUUUCGAUGUUAGUCAGGAUAUGUGCCGACCACUGGGACAACACAUAUGGACUCCACCUCAUGGAGAAAAGAAGAGAGCUUUUUGUCUCGAAGACAAAAUAUUUAAUUACUUGAACAAGAAAGGAGUUCAAAAAGCUCUCCAUACUAGGAUUUCCUCGUGGCAAACUUGUGGAGCUAUCUGGUAUGACAGCAAAAGUAUUGAAAAUUCAACCAUAUCUCUUCUAGGAACACUUGUUAAAUCAGGUGUUAGAGUUAUGGUAUUUAGUGGAGAUCAAGAUUCUGUCAUACCAUUCUUUAGCACCCAAUCUUUAUUGGAUGGAUUAGCUAAGGACCUUGGGUUGUACGUAGGGCCUUAUAGACCAUGGUAUAAUGGAAUAAAGGUAUAUAUUUAUAAAUGUUUGAUUUUUAUUUUAUGAUCUGUUGAUUAU
Messenger RNA from Cicer arietinum (chickpea), 865 nucleotides. Its product is annotated as serine carboxypeptidase-like 45. Gene Ontology annotation, biological process: proteolysis. The record is from RefSeq and is a predicted model, not a curated record. Gene Ontology annotation, molecular function: serine-type carboxypeptidase activity. Gene Ontology annotation, cellular component: vacuole. NCBI's taxonomy places the organism in Eukaryota, Viridiplantae, Streptophyta, Magnoliopsida, Fabales, Fabaceae.